Strongylocentrotus purpuratus (purple sea urchin) is the source of this 2022-nucleotide messenger RNA. RefSeq names its product cholesterol 24-hydroxylase. Bases 206 to 1729 code for a protein of 507 amino acids. Gene Ontology annotation, biological process: cholesterol catabolic process. NCBI's taxonomy places the organism in Eukaryota, Metazoa, Echinodermata, Echinoidea, Camarodonta, Strongylocentrotidae. Gene Ontology annotation, molecular function: iron ion binding; heme binding; cholesterol 24-hydroxylase activity. The record is from RefSeq and is a predicted model, not a curated record. The transcript has 13 exons.
CACUGUAUUUGCAUCAGCGAACUAUUAUGAUAAAGUAUUGUAUGUGUGUAGAUCUGGCAUGGAUGAUUCGGUCGUUAGAUUUUAGUUGCAGUAAAUUUAAAUUCUCGUACGUUUUCACGUGAAUGAGCCUAUAUAUUAUAUAUCCUAGCUGUAUCCAUAUUUUAUCUAGAGUGAGCAUCGGCUGCAUGUAUAUAUCAUUGAAACCAUGGCUAUGAUCUUGACUGUGUUGGGGUAUGUCGCCCUUCUAAUCUGCGUUAUAUUAGGACUGGCCAUUGUUGUAUUAUCUGCAGCCAUUCUCCGUACUGAAUACGUGUUUAAGGAUGUACCCACUCCAAAACAUAAAAGUUUCUUUCUAGGAGAUAUAAAGAAAUUUGGUGCAUGGAGAGAAAAGAUUGGAAUGCCCUUGGCAAACAUCCUGUAUUUGAUGACAAAGGAUCUUGGACCGGUGUAUUAUGUGAGGGUCUUCUGGAAAGCACAUUUCUUCGCAUCAGCACCUGAAAUUGUUAAGGAGCUGCUUCUAAACAGUCGCCAUAUAAAACCACAAGAAAUAUACCAUGGCUUUCAAAAGCUGUACGGUGAACGAUUUAUGGGCCACGGGCUCGUCUCUGAGGUCGAUCAUGAGAAGUGGUUUCACAGGAGAGCCAUCAUGAAUCCUGCAUUCAGACGAAAGUAUCUAAUCAGCCUCAUGGAGGAAUACAACUCUGGAUCAGAAGCUCUUUGUCAGAAGCUCAAGGAGAAAGCCGAUGGUAAAAUAGAAGUCCCCAUGUUAGACGAACUCAACAAAGUAACACUGGACGUCAUUGCAAAGAUCGCUUUCAGCAUGGAUACUAAUGCUAUAGGAGAUCCAGACUGUCCAUUUCCCGCUGCCAUCACCGCGGCACUCCAAGGAUUACAGAGCUUACACGAGAGGCCAUGGUCUACUAUGGAUCCACGGUGUAUUUCCAUGCGAAGGUCCACACGCAAGGCCAUUCACCUCAUCCGAGAAACCGGACGAGAUCAGAUCAAGGAACGGAUCCGGGCUCGUAAGAGAGCAGAUCAUGUUCCAAGUGAUCUUCUCAACCUCAUCCUCGAUAUAGCCAACGAUCUAGAGGGCGAUAAGGACUUCGGAAUGGAAAAUAUGUUGGAUGAAUUCGUUACCCUUUUCAUAGCAGGUCAAGAAACAACGAGCAAUCUUUUGGCCUUCACAAUUCUACAACUUGGUCGUCACCCCGAUGUCGCUAAAAAGCUUCAAGCUGAAGUUGAUGAAGUACUGGGACAAAAACACACAAUUCAGUAUGAAGAUCUGGCCAAGCUGGAAUACAUGAUGAGGGUUUUGAAGGAAACGUUGAGAUUGUAUUCACCGGUCGGAGGUACAACCCGUCUUACUGCUCACCCUGUCAAAUAUAACGGCAUCACAAUACCAGCCAAGGCCACUGUGACCGUAAUGUCUUACGUCAUGUCUAGAAUGGAGGAAUACUUUGAUGACCCUCUGCUCUUCAAUCCUGAUCGUUUCAAGCCUUCCGAGGACGGAUCAUUGCCUAGACAUCUCUAUGCUUACUUUCCGUUCUCCAUGGGGCAACGAUCUUGUAUUGGCCAACAGUUUGCACUGAUCGAGGCUCGUGUCAUUUUAGCUAAGCUUCUCCAACGAUUCGAAUUUCGACUAGAGCAAUCGCAGAGCAUGGGUAUCCUGGACGAACUAACAUCCAAGCCAAUGGGGAGAUGCAAGAACUACAUCACACUAAGAGCCUAGGCUCACAAAGAGCCUAAAUCCCCGUCAAGUAAGGACGCGGUUAACCGAGCCGGUUUGUUUUUAAUGACACAACUGUCAUACAGAUCCUACCCCAGGCUUCGGAUACAGAUGUCAGUGAAUCGCAUGCAUGUACAAUUAUUGUUUUAUAGUUACAAAACAAAGAGCUACAACAAAAAGCUGUAUGUUGAUUUGAUACUUUGGAUGAACUUUCGUUGUUAAGAAUUUAUGAUAAUGGUUAUAUACCAGACAAAAAAAAGUUUACACCUAGAAAAUUGCUAAUUAUUAAAAAAAAA